Messenger RNA from Amorphotheca resinae ATCC 22711, 180 nucleotides. RefSeq lists its product as hypothetical. The record is from RefSeq and is a predicted model, not a curated record. NCBI's taxonomy places the organism in Eukaryota, Fungi, Ascomycota, Leotiomycetes, Helotiales, Amorphothecaceae. The transcript has 2 exons. The coding region runs from base 1 to 180 and encodes 59 amino acids.
AUGGGUGACUGUCCCGUUUGUGGUGGCUCAGGAAAGCAAUCUGGCACCAAAUUCGACUGCAGCCUAUGCAACGGGUCUGGGAAAACGGAAAGGAUCAUAAUGGUCACGUAUGACAGAGCCACCCCAUAUCGCGCGAGCGGCUGCCCGCUCAGCCAUCCCACUGUACUCGACAAUCCUUAG